GAUGUGGAUUACCUUUGGGUUGGGCCUUGAAAAUGGGUAGGAGUUUGCCAGCCAGAAAAGAAGACAAUAAGGUGUGCAAGGCUGGGGGCUCCGGAAGAGCAUGCAGAGCUGUGGGAACAGCACAGCACUUAGUGCAGGAGUGAGGUGGGGCUGAAAAGGUAGUGCCUGCCUGCAUCCCUGGGAAUCUGAGGCUGAGCAAGGAGUCUGGCCAUUACCUGUGGACCAAGAGCAAUGGGUGGCUUCACAGCAGGUGCAGGACGGGCACAGAGCUGUCACUUAGAGAAUCAGCACCAUCGGAUAGGAAGUUAUUGGUGGGGUCCUGCUGACUCAUGAGGGUUUGACAGUGGGGGUGCAGAGGAGGAGCUGGGUGCAGGAGAAGCGUCUGAGGAAACGCUGGUAGUGAGCGGGGUAUGGUGAAGGAGUCACCACGACUGAUCUGGUUGACUAGGAGAGCCAACACACCGACUUAAAGUGUCCUUUGCUGGUGCCCUCCAGCCUCCUGGGACCUUGAGGGGUGCAGAAUGCAGCCCACAGUAGGGUCUGCUCACCUGCGAAUUCUCUGGUCGGCGGCGGUGCGGUGGAUGUCGUCACUCAGCCGGUCCUGCAGGGGGCGCUGUGGAGACGACCUGGCGGCUGGGCAUGCGCUGAGCGGCACCGGGCAGGGGGCGGUGCCACCCGAACGCGGAAGCGGAGCAGUUCACGUGGGGGCUGGGGCGGGCGGCCGGGUUCUGGGCAGUCUUGGAACUGGGAGUCCCAGCUUUUGUCUCCAGUAUCCGAGCGUACGGCCUAGGGGCGGCUGUCGGGUCCCCUUCACCCGCGCUGGGGGCCUGGGAGCGGGCCGCGGUGGGUGGGGUGGGGUGACAGCUCCCAAGGACUCAGCCGGGGCUUCUAUCAUGGCACUGCUGGCGGCCUUCGGGGGCGCGACCUGGCGUUGCUGCGGCCGCCUCCUCAAACGUCCUUUCUCCCAAGCGGCGCGCCGUGGAGAGCGGCCUGGCGGGGAGGAGCUAAGCCGCUUGCUCCUGGAUGACCUGCCGCCGACCCAGCGGUCGGCCGGGCGGUCGGCCGGCGGUCUGGAGCUUCUGUUUGGCCUGUCCCCUUGUCUCCUGGCUCUGCGGGCCUCCCGCCGUCGCGUGGCCCGGCUCCUGCUCCAGGCCGGCAGGUCCGGGCUGCAGGGGGAGCGGGCCGAGCUGCUCCGCACGGCUGAGACGCGGGACAUCCCAGUUGUGCGGCCCAGACGGCAGCAGCUGGACGUCCUGUGCCGCUACCAGGUCCACCAGGGCGUCUGCAUGGAAGUGAGCCCCCUGUGGCCCCGGCCCUGGGCUGAGGCCGGGGAGGCGGGGCCAGGAGACAACUCCCAGCAGCUGUGGCUCGUCCUCGAGGGGCUCCAGGAUCCCCGAAAUCUUGGGGCCAUUCUGCGCUCCGCUCACUUCCUCGGGGUGGAUAAGGUCAUCACCAGCCAGAGAAACAGUUGCCCGCUAACUCCAGUAGUCAGCAAGGCCAGCGCCGGGGCCAUGGAGGUGAUGGACGUGUUCUCCACUGAUGACCUGGCCGGUUUUUUACAGGCCAAAGCCCAGCAGGGCUGGCUCGUGGCUGGCACGGUGGGCUGCCCGAGGUGUGAGAUUUCCCCGUCCUCCGAGAUGCCUGUCACCAGUUGCUUGGAGUUCCUCUGGGACCGGCCUACUCUCCUAGUGCUGGGGAACGAGGGCUCUGGUCUGUCCCCAGAGGUGCAGGCUUCCUGCCAGCUUCUCCUUACCAUCCUGCCCGGCCGGCAGCUGCCUCGUGGACUCGAGUCCUUAAAUGUCUCCGUGGCUGCAGGAAUUCUUCUUCACUCUAUCUGCAGCCAGAGGAAGGGUGUCCCUGCAGAGGGAGAGAGAAAGCAACUUCUCCAAGACCCCCAAGAGCCCUCAGCCUCAUCUGCAGGGCCCAGAGUGGCUCAGCACCCAGGACGGUCCUCAGGCUCAGAAAAGGAGAGGCAGGACGGGGGUUGACUGGGGCUUUCCGAGGCACGUGUCCUGGAGGGCACACACAUCCAUACGCUGGACUGUGCCGGAGACUCUUACCUUCUUGCCUGAGUGUGUACCCAGGCCCCUGCUUAUAAACCACUGUUUUGGGAGGCCUGGAGCUUUGUGGUGGAGACCAGAGGAAGUUGUUUCCUGUUUGGGUUUUGGACUUGCAGUGUCUAGGCUGUGCUGGGACAGAGGGUCUCUUUCUUCCCAGACCCUGCCUGGGAAGUGUAGACAUCGGAAGGGAUCGGGCAGCCCAGUCCAGGGGUCCCAGUCCUCUGGGACCAGUGUGACAGUGUAGAGGGAGGCCUGAGCCCUCUUGUGGGCCAGACAGGUGCAAAUCCAGGCUCAAACCCUGCCCCACUGGGGCUUUGAGCACAGGGCUCCAUCUUGUGUCUCCGGGGCCCUUGUCUGCACCUCCCUCAGCGCUGUUGUAAGAAUCAAAUAAAACAUCACCUGGUAUCCAG
Molecule: messenger RNA, 2470 nt
Organism: Vicugna pacos (alpaca)
Lineage: Eukaryota; Metazoa; Chordata; Mammalia; Artiodactyla; Camelidae
Source: RefSeq, a predicted model, not a curated record